Polypterus senegalus (gray bichir) is the source of this 1413-nucleotide messenger RNA. RefSeq names its product olfactory receptor 52K1-like. Gene Ontology annotation, molecular function: G protein-coupled receptor activity; olfactory receptor activity. Gene Ontology annotation, cellular component: membrane. The record is from RefSeq and is a predicted model, not a curated record. The transcript is spliced from 4 exons. Gene Ontology annotation, biological process: G protein-coupled receptor signaling pathway. Bases 1 to 1413 code for a protein of 470 amino acids. NCBI's taxonomy places the organism in Eukaryota, Metazoa, Chordata, Cladistia, Polypteriformes, Polypteridae.
AUGGACUGUUUCAAGAGUGCAAGCCUGUAUUUGCCAAUUCUGAUCAAUGUAAUGACACAAGACAGUCAAGUCCAUGGCGAACAGUUGGAUGUGAUUAUGAAGGGGAUGCAAGUAGGACUCCUGAUUGACCAUGAAGGUGUACUUCAGGAUGCAUUCCCACAUGAGGUCUUCGAUGUGGCAGUUGUGGUGGAGGAGACCAUCAUUUUACACAUCCUCCAUAAUGUGCCAGAGGGCUUUGCCAUGCUAAUGGGCAUCAUCUAUUGUUUUAAUCUGGAAUAUCCACAAAAGAUGAAAUACACUUUUGAGUUUCUGCAGAGAGUGGUUAUGAAGAUUAAGCCAGAUCAGGGCUCUGCACAGAUACAUGGCCUGCGAAAUAAACUGCUGAGAUACAGAGUGUUGAGUCGACUGUUUGACAGUGCCCAUUUAGCAAUGGACCAAGUAAAUCAGCAGCAAGGAAACAAAAGAAUGCAGUCGUUCAACGCAUCACUCUCAAUGCCCGACUUUCUCUUGGAAGGUUUCUCUGGAUUAGAAGUUUACUAUCACUGGCUUUCCCUUGCCUUCAUUGUUAUAUUUUCUUUCGCCAUUAUAGGAAAUAUUACAAUAAUAUGUGUCAUUAAGCUUGAGGAAACUCUUCACACGCCGAUGUACAUUUUCCUUUGUGUUUUGGCUAUAAUUGACAUCGGCUUAUGUGUUUCCACAAUUCCUAAGAUUCUACAGAUAGUUUUGUUUAAUGUCCACACCAUCUCCUUUCAUGCAUGCUUCUUCCAGAUGUUCAUCGUCAUGAGUCUGUGUGCGAUGGAAUCUGGUGUACUGGCUGCGAUGGCUUAUGACCGUUAUGUUGCCAUCUGCAAUCCUUUACGUUACACCUCCAUCCUUACGCCGGCCUCUAUCGCUAAAAUCCUACUUGCGGUUUUUCUUCGAUGCAUAAUUUUAACUGCAGUGUACCCUGUGCUGAUGUCACGGUUGUCUUACUGCUCGAAUGUUGUCCAUCAGUGCUACUGUGAUCACAUUCCUGUUGCGAAACUGUCCUGUGCGGAUAUCACACUAAAUAAUAUUUACGGGCUUUUCGUUGCCUUCAUGGUAGUUGGUAUGGACCUUCUGUAUAUUUCAUUUAGUUAUUUUAUGAUUAUUAGAGCUGUAUUAAAUCUGGCAUCCAAAGCAGCGCGUGUCAAGGCUUUCAGUACUUGUGGUCCUCAUUUUAUUGUUAUUUUGUAUGCUUACAUAAGCUCUCUGUCCACAUUUUUAAUUCACAGGUUUGGACAAAAUCAGUCUCAGCAGACAACUGUCUUAACAACUAUUUUCCAUCUUAUUAUGCCGUCGGUAUUAAACCCAUUUGUUUAUGCGAUAAGAGCCAAGGAGAUCCGUACGGGAUUCAUGAAAUGUUUUCUUAGGAAAACGAUCUGUAGAAAAUAA